UGAAAGAUGGAUAUCGUGCAGACGAUCACUUAAAUUAUUGUUAAUUCUAGCAGUUUUUCUUAGCUGAAACACUAAGAUUUUCUAUAUAAGAAGGAAUUUUAACAAUGGGCAAUAAAACAGUCAAAUCUUAUAGCAUUCCAUACGAAGUUGCAGUUAAACGAGUAAAUGAAGCAGAACUGAAACGACUCAAAGCAGCUUUUAAACGUGCAUCAAACUUGCAUGGACUGAUAUCAAAACAAGCUUUUCUCAAAGAGGUCUUGGGAGAAUUUGUUCCAGUAAAAUUAGCAGAGGAUGCAAUGCUGAGACAACUCUCAGGGAAUACCUUAGAGUUCAUGAUGUCUGCAGAGAGUCUUUUUUUUCAUUGUUGCUUUAUUUUCAGUUUGUUUGCCAAUGAAGCAGGAACACAUGUUGUCAAAGAAGACUUGGUUAAAAUGGUUCAAGCUUGUGAUGGAGGUUUUGUCUCGGAAGCAGUUGCAAAUUGUUUUGUUGAAAAUGAAAAGGUAACCUUCGAAGAAUUCCAAGUUUGGUUAUUGCAUAAUGCAGAUGCUUCCACUCUAACUCAGUGGCUGAUGUGUAAACCAGACCCACUAAACUUGUCCAAUAAUUAUGAAACCCCCACAUUUUACCAGACGUUGGCAGGAGUCACUCACCUUGAAGAAAGUGAUAUCAUUGAGUUGGAAAAGUGCUACUGGCUGCUGAAAACACAGUCUAAAACGGGAAAAUUUGAUCUCGAAACACUGGUUUUGCUGAUUAGCCCUCCAGUUCCACUCUCUUUAUGUGAAGGUGUGUUCAAUGCUUUUGAUGAAAAUCGAGAUGGUCAUAUAGAUUUCAAGGAGAUGGCUUGUGGGAUAUCGGCAUGUUGCAGAGGGCCUUUGGUAGAAAGACAAAAAUUCUUAUUCAAAGUAUUUGAUGAGGACAGAGAUGGUAUUCUCUCAUCUGAAGAAAUCUCUCGAAUGGUAGAGGCAUUACUUUAUUUUAGAGAAGAGAAUAUGACAGCAGCCAAUGAAAAAACGCAAGAUCACGAAACUAAAAUAUCUAAUAAUCUUCAAGAUCUUUCCCUAAAUAAAAUAAGCCAGGUUACUCUGGAUGAGUAUCUUGUAUGGUCUGUUGACCAAACUCUACCCCAUCAGUUUCUUAACAUACUUUUUCAGAUUUGCCAUGUAGUAUUUGGACUAAGGCCUACUACCAAAGAGGAGGAAGGUGAAAUCAUAAGGGAGUGGCUAGAUAGGGAAGUGAACAGAGGAAUGCAGAUUGGACAGUUCUGGUAUUUAAUAUCUAUGGAAUGGUGGAAAACAUGGAAUGACUAUAUUGAUUAUCAGGGAUCACUUGAUUGUGGAGUGAAUACAAAUUCCAUGAAACGUACACCCAAAAUGCAAAAGAAAGUUGAAAAUUCUGUUGCUUGCUCUCCCCUUGAAGACGCAGGUGGAAAUGUUGUUCUGUCCAGUAUUAUUAGUUUGGCAGAAGAUGCUAUAUCUGUAUUCCAGUCAGACUCAACACUAACACUUCCAGAAAGUGAAAGGACUACACCAGGACACUCGCCAGUUCCAUCAAGAAAAUUAUACAUGUCUUCAGCUUCUCAACGACCACCAGCCAUAGACAACUCUUCUCUUAUUGUACCUAAUAUGUCAAAAACCAUCAUUCUGACAUCUGAGGGGGGCAAGUUAAGAACAAAUGCCAUUUUAACUCGUGGCAGAGACUUUGAAUUAGUGCCUGAGGCAAUAUGGCGGGCACUUUCCCAGUGGUUUGGUGGUUCUCCUGCACUACCCAGACAGGUAAUUCAACCCUCGAACAGUGACGUUCCGGAGCUGGAGUUGUACCCCAUAACCCUCAAGCUCUACCGUCACCAAGCUGUAACCAACAGUUGGUCAGGAGUUGUUGCUUGUAACAACAGCACCUUUUAUCAGUCCCCUACUGUUCCGAAACGUUACCUCGCUUACCUUGCUUCAUUUAGUCGAAUGUCAGUAUUGAAACAAGUGUUUGACUUUCUCUGUACUCGGUUACGACUUAGGCAAGAAGAUACCCGCUUAUGGUUGUACAAAGAUGAUAACAAUCUGAUUUUGUUGGAAGAAGAAAACUUGACUUUAGAAGCAUUAGGGAUUGAAGAUAAUGAACAAAUUUUAAUUGAAGUAAGAAAUAAAGAUCAGACCUGGCCAGAAGAAAUCUGUAGGCUAGUGAAUUCUAAGAUAGAUCAAAAAAACAAACGACCUGCUGAACGAGGAGCCACUGGGUUAAAUAACCUGGGAAAUACAUGUUUCAUGAAUGCUGCUCUUCAGUGUGUUAGUAACACGCAGCCCCUGACUCUCUAUUUUAUUAACAACAAACAUCUAUUUGAACUUAACAGGACAAACCCUCUCAGUAUGAAAGGUCACAUGGCUAAAAGAUAUGGAGAUUUAGUUCGGGACUUGUGGAGUGGUACAUCCAGAACCAUAGCUCCUGUGAAGUUAAGGUGGACAAUAGGAAAGUAUGCUCCACGUUUCAAUGGGUUCCAGCAACAUGACUCGCAGGAAUUAUUAGCAUUCUUGUUAGAUGGACUUCAUGAAGACUUGAAUAGAGUACAAGAAAAACCAUAUGUUGAAUUGAAAGACAGUGAUGGUCGAGCUGAUGAAGAAGUUGCCAAAGAAGCUUGGGAAAACCAUGUUGUUCGAAAUCGAUCAAUCAUUGUGGAUCUUUUCCAUGGCCAGUUACAAUCGACAGUGACCUGUAAAGUGUGUGGACACAUUAGUGUCAGGUUUGACCCUUUCAACUACCUCUCCCUUCCACUGCCUAUGGAGAGCUCUGUCCACUUGGAAAUUGUCUUAAUAAAGCUGGAUGGAGGUGUACCCUGGAGGUACGGGCUUCGCCUGAACCAUGGUGACAAGUACUCUUCUCUUAAACAGCAGUUGAGUGACCUCUGUCACAUUUCUCCUCAACAGUUAUUAAUAGCAGAAGUAUCAAACUGUGUAAUCAAGAGUUUAUUCCUCGAUGAUCAAAAGAUAAGAAUAACAACAGGAGGUAGUCUGUUGGCAUAUGAAGUUCCUUUAAUGCCUGAACCAUUCGUUGCUGAAGAACCAAAAACCUUUGAUCAGAUUCAGAGAAUGGACUUGACAGAAGACCUUACCAUUCCUUCUUGUUGGAAAUCACCAUUCCUUUCUGUGAAUGGUGAGGCUUUUCAAGCAAGUUCUACUGCACUCAGCAGUAUCCAUUCUCAGGACCCUGAAAACACCAAUUGUACAUUUAAAAUAGAGGAUUCUGUCUCUGACUUAGUAAAAAAUCAGCCAUACAGGAGUGAAGGCAUCUUAGUAGCAGGUCGCCCAGCACCGUCAAGUCAGAACGGUCUUCCACCAUGGCAUGGUACAGGACCAUUUCUUGUCGGAGGUAAUCCAGCCAGCGUUCCUUCAAGCAUGUCAUCAAGUCUUGUCAGUAUUUCUUCAUCUGUUGACUUGACAGAAUAUUCUAGGAAAAACUUUGUUGUGGCCUAUCACAGGAAAGUGAUUCGGCAGGAUGUCUAUUUCCUGUCAUCUCAGAAAACACGACCAACUUUAUUUGGACUUCCCCUUGUGUUGCCAUGCUACGACAAUACUACACACCAGGACUUGUAUCACUCAGUGUGGGUUCAGGUGUCUAGGUUUGUGUCCCCUCUUCCUCCUGCAGAAUCUGGAGUGCGAAAUCAUGCUCAAGACUGCGACGACAGUCUCGGUUAUGAGUAUCCAUUUACAUUGAAAGCAGUUCAGAAAGAUGGGCUUUUUUGUGCGUGGUGUCCCUGGUACAGGUUUUGUCUAGGCUGUUCUGUGGAUUACUGUGGUGCUGACUUUAACUUUGCUUCAGCUUAUAUUGCCAUCGAUUGGGAUCCAACAGCAUUACACCUAAGAUAUCAAACAUCUCAAGAAAAGGUGUGUUUGAACCAUUCAAGUGUACAGGAAACAAGGCGGGGACAGACCGAGCCAAUCAGCCUUCACGACUGUCUUGAUGCAUUCACAAAAGAAGAGCAUUUGGGUGAAGAGGAAAAAUACUAUUGUUCCAAAUGCAAACAGCAUCAGCUGGCCUCCAAAAAGCUUCAGAUAUGGAGGCUACCUCCAGUGCUGAUUAUUCACCUAAAGAGGUUUCAACUUAUGAAUGGAAAAUGGGUGAAAUCCCAUAAAAUUGUAAGGUUUCCAUUCUUUGAUUUUGAUGCCACAAACUACCUUUCUUCAGUGCCUCGAGAGGCAGUGCUCAAUUCUUGCCAUUACAGUAAAAUAGAAGAAACCCAUGCUAAUCAGCAAACUCCACUCCAGAGCCAGUCAUCAACAAAUAGUGAUUUUCAGAUCACCAACUCGUGUGUAAAUUCUAGUCAAAAAGACUCGCAACAGAUUGUUACUUGUAAUAGGAGAAAUUCAAGCCCUAUUAAGAAGAAACUUCUUAAUGGAGAUCUGGUCAGCAAGCAUCCACUUAGUCAGGAUUAUAAGGAUCAUGUAGCUCAAGAUUUCCAUGAACAUCGACUGAAGGAAGGAUACAAUACCUUAUCACUGAAGUAUAGACUGUAUGCUUUAGUAUGUUACAAUAAUAGCAACUGUAAAGAGGUGAUACUUGAUCAAAUUGAUGUCAACUCUGCUUAUAUACUUUUCUAUGAACGUGAGGGUAUUGAUUACAACAGCUACCUCCCAAAUGUUGAGGGUAUGCUACCAGAUACAAAAGACAUUGAUGAUGAGUUUGAAAGUGAUUUUCGCAAAAUUUGUUGUCUCCAGUGAUAUUUCCUACUCAUUUUUAUCCUUUUGUUGCUGUAUAGCCUUUGCUUCAAAGUAAUCAAUGUUGCAAGCAUGUGUGUGUUGUGAAGUGUAUCCCAUGAUUCAAGUUCUAUGUCAAAGUGACCUUAAGAGGUAGUCAGUCUACAUUGUUUGGUCUGUGAUCACUUGCUUUAUAUAUAUAUAUAUAUCUUAGUGAGGUCAUGGCUUUGUACAGCGUGAUUUACCCUCUUCUAAAUCCAUUGCUUAUUGAAAAAUUAACGUCUGAUAAUAAGACAUCCUCAUUAUUAUUAUUUUUUAUUGGUGAUUAGCUAAUGAGAAGCAUUUUUUAAUCAUACGGGAUACGUUACAAUCACUCGAUUGAAUGAUUUAUAUUUGUCUUACAAAUACUAAUUGUUUCAUUCUUUUGCAAAAAUGACUAAUACGUUGAACGUCUUUAAAAGUGUGGAUAAGUUUGAGGAUUCUGUUAUAGAAUGUUAGCUUUCUUACAUUCAAACUUACAUAGAAUUCUUUUUUUUUUUUGUUCCAGAAUACGCAGCAACGCUUCAUUUUUUUUUCUUCUUCUUCUUCAGAUUCGGUACCUUGUCUUGCUUGUACCUGGUUCUUUAACAAUGAACUGAACUAGUACAAUUUAUGGAAGCUGUAUAUAUAUAAUUUUAUAAUACUGAGAAAGUUGGUAAUUAUCAUUUAACAAUUUUCGUUAUAAAUAAUAACAUAAUUCCCGUUGUGUAGCAUGUAUUUUUAUUAGGAUAGAAAAAUACAUUUUAUUGACUUUGCUACUUAUUUUUGUACAUUGUUUUUUUUAUUUGCUCAAAACGUCUAAUAUAACAGAUACCUUGCCAGUGUUUACAUUAAUGUUGUGGUCACAAUAAUAGCUUUACAACUAGAGUUGACACAUUUUUAAACUGUAAUAUGGGUAAUUACUUAAAGAAUAACUCCGAAAUAUCCAUUAUAGUUAUUGUUCUAGUGUUAGCGCCUCAGUCAGAUGAGCAGACAGAAUUUGUGCAUGUGAUAUUUUUAUCAACAACCUUUCUUAAGAAUAUGAAUACCAGGAAAGAAAAUAAGUUAAGAAUGCUCUAUUAAGUUUUUGUAAUAUUGAAAAUGUUUUUAAAAGCAUUUUAUUUGACCUUGUAGUCAUAGCAAACUUGAAGUUUGUAAAUAUUGAUGUACCUUGUAAAUAAGAUGAGAUAUUUAUAAAAGGCUAAGUGUAA
Molecule: messenger RNA, 5908 nt
Organism: Limulus polyphemus (Atlantic horseshoe crab)
Lineage: Eukaryota; Metazoa; Arthropoda; Merostomata; Xiphosura; Limulidae
Gene: Usp32
Product: ubiquitin carboxyl-terminal hydrolase 32-like
Exons: 34
Coding region: 105-4703 (1532 amino acids)
Biological process (GO): protein deubiquitination
Cellular component (GO): Golgi apparatus
Molecular function (GO): calcium ion binding; cysteine-type deubiquitinase activity
Source: RefSeq, a predicted model, not a curated record